AUGGCGGGCCACGACGACAGACAUGGAUCUGAAAAGAUCGAGUCCACUCUGCCAACUUCCAUUCCCUAUUUCCGCAUGGUCUGGGACCAAGGUGUCGUCACGCAACAAGUCGCCAGCCACCCCUACUCAGGCUCAGGAACCGACGAUGAUCCUUAUGUUGUGACUUGGAUUCCAGAUGAUCCGCGCAACCCUUUGCUAUUCAGUCAAGCGAAGAAGUGGCUAUUCACUGCUCUGAUGGCUAUUGCGACGCUGGCUGUCGCAUUGGUGUCCUCUGCGUAUUCCGGGGGUAUCCAGCAGAUCGAACAGCAAUUUGGCAUUGGAAGCGAAGUUGCCAUUCUUGGUGUGUCGCUCUUCGUGGUUGGGUUUGCUGUCGGUCCUCUCCUUUGGGCUCCCCUCAGUGAGUUGUUUGGACGCCAGGUUCUCUUCUUCGGCACCUACGCCGCCUUGACUGCGUUCAAUGCCGGAUGCGCUGGCUCUAAGAAUGCCUGGACCCUUAUCAUCCUUCGAUUCUUCGCCGGUGCUUUCGGAUCCUCGCCCCUCACUAAUGCCGGUGGUGUUAUCGCCGAUAUGUUCUCGGCUAAGCAGCGUGGUGUCGCUAUGAGCUUGUUCGCCGCGGCACCUUUCCUAGGCCCUGUUCUUGGACCCAUCAUUGGUGGCUUCCUCGGUGAAAGCGCUGGCUGGAAAUGGGUGAUGGGCUUCCUGGGUGCCUUCUCCGGUGCCGUUUGGAUCAUUGGCUCUAUUUUCAUCCCCGAGACUUACGCCCCGGUUCUUCUGCGUCGCCGAGCCGAGCGGCUCUCGAAACUCACAGGCAAGAUCUACCGCAGCCAGAUUGAAAUCGAUCAGGGCAAAAUUUCUCUGAAGGAAUCCUUCAAGAUUGCGCUUUCUCGUCCCUGGAUCCUGCUGUUCCGCGAGCCUAUCGUCUUCCUUCUGUCACUCUAUAUGGCAAUCAUUUAUGGUACCCUCUAUAUGCUGUUUGCCGCCUUCCCUAUUGUCUACCAAGUCAACCGUGGCUGGAGCCAGGGUAUUGGAGGCCUUGCGUUCCUGGGAAUCAUGGUCGGUAUGAUCAUUGCCGUCAUCUACUCUCUGUGGGACAACAAGCGUUAUAUCAAUGUUCAGGAGAAGCAUGAAGGUUUCGCGCCGCCAGAGGCUCGUCUGCCGCCUACGAUGGUUGCUUCCGUUGCUAUUCCGAUCGGUCUGUUCUGGUUCGCCUGGACCAACUACCCCAGUAUCCACUGGAUGGCCAGUAUUGCCGCUGGCGUUCCGUUCGGGUUCGGGAUGGUGCUGUGUUUCCUCGGAAUCAUGAACUAUCUGAUUGAUGCCUACACAAUUUUUGCCGCGUCAGUCCUGGCUGCCAAUUCCGUCAUGCGUUCCCUGUUCGGUGCCGCAUUCCCUCUUUUCACCACAUACAUGUACAGCAACCUCGGUAUUCACUGGGCGUCUACUAUCCCGGCAUUCCUUGCGCUGGCAUGUGUGCCAUUCCCGUUCCUGUUCUACAAGUACGGCGCCGCCAUCCGCAAGCGUUGCAAGUUCGCCGCGCAGUCUGAGGCAUUCAUGCGCAAGAUCCAACAACAGGCUGCUUCCUCUCCCUCCGACGAAGAGGAGAAUGAGGCAGACGACGAAACCAAGUUCGAUCGCACCGAAGCUGCCGCUCCUGACACGGCCUCUUUGUCCAGCGUCUCGUCGCACGCCGAUCACCAUCCCAUCUCAGCUCACCGAACUCGUUCUCGGGCUCACUCGACAUAUUCCACUCGCACCAAUGGAUCAUUGGCCCGUGUGGCGACAUAUGAAGGCAACCCUUAUGCCGUUGAUCGUGUCAACACGAGGGAGUCAUUCAAGGCAUGA
Molecule: messenger RNA, 1842 nt
Organism: Penicillium diatomitis
Lineage: Eukaryota; Fungi; Ascomycota; Eurotiomycetes; Eurotiales; Aspergillaceae
Product: MFS transporter
Exons: 2
Coding region: 1-1842 (613 amino acids)
Biological process (GO): transmembrane transport
Molecular function (GO): transmembrane transporter activity
Source: RefSeq, a predicted model, not a curated record